CCCGUCGUCCCGCCCCUGCGAGGCUGGGCGGCGGAGUUUGGGGCCGAGCGGAGCGGGUUACCCUUUGACAUGGAACAAGAUGAGUUCUUUGGGGAAAGAGCAUUCCAGCAUUGCUGUGCAGAGUUCAUCAAGCAUUCACAGCAGAUAGGCGACGGAUGGGAAUGGAGAACUUCGAAGGACUGUUCUGAUGGCUACAUGUGCAAAACGCAUUUGCAAAUUAAAAAUGGGACUAUGGCAGCACACUCAAAACCAUCUGCCCACGAACAGACGUGUCUUCCCAUGGAGGAGGCCGCGGAGCUGCCCUCGGACGCCGCCGAGGCCCCUGCGGUGGCAGCGGCGUGGCAGGUGCUACGGUACGAGUACCACGUCCUGUACUCCCGCAGCUUCCGGGUGCCCGUGCUCUACUUCAGGGCGAGCUUUUUAGACGGGAGACCUCUGACCCUGGAGGACAUCUGGGAAGGAGUGCACCAGUGCUACCGGGCCCGGCUGCUGCAAGCGCCGUGGGACGCCAUCACUCAGCAGGAACAUCCGAUACUUGGACAACCCUUUUUUGUACUUCAUCCUUGCAAGACGGAUGAAUUCAUGACGCCCGUGUUAAAGAAGCCUCAGAAAAUCAAUAGGAACAUCAACUACAUCACCACGUGGCUGAGCGUCGUGGGUCCGGUGGUGGGGCUGACCCUCCCUCUGAGUUACGCCAAGGCCGCCUCUCAGGACGCGUGAGGGUGGGUAGGCAGAAUCUUCUGCUGAGCUUAGAAAUCACGCCUGUGGAAUGCCCACUGUUGGCCCACAGCUGAAGUGGUGCUGUGCAGGGUGCCCCCUCCCCUUGGGUUCUUUUUCCCUUGGAAGUGAAUGUCUGCAGCAGCGGAUGACUUACACACUGGCUGUUCAGAAGAAUCGUGGCAAAGAUGCAGAUCGCUGCAAAGAGCCAGAGAAUGCAUCUAACUGCAUCUUCCUUGGAGCAUGGGCCUCCGCAGCACAGCCACACUCUCUCCUGAGCCUUUUUCUAACAUGGAGAUUGAUGGAGAACUGUAUUGGCGUUUGUAUUUUAGCGAACAAUGUGUGAAAUUAAAAUACAGGAUUUAUAUGA
Molecule: messenger RNA, 1087 nt
Organism: Ochotona curzoniae (black-lipped pika)
Lineage: Eukaryota; Metazoa; Chordata; Mammalia; Lagomorpha; Ochotonidae
Gene: ATG10
Product: autophagy related 10
Exons: 8
Coding region: 70-720 (216 amino acids)
Biological process (GO): macroautophagy; protein modification by small protein conjugation; protein lipidation
Cellular component (GO): intracellular anatomical structure
Molecular function (GO): Atg12 transferase activity
Source: RefSeq, a predicted model, not a curated record